This is a messenger RNA of Nanorana parkeri, 1964 nucleotides long. RefSeq names its product cryptochrome circadian clock 1 (gene CRY1). Gene Ontology annotation, cellular component: cytoplasm; nucleus. The record is from RefSeq and is a predicted model, not a curated record. The transcript has 14 exons. Gene Ontology annotation, biological process: circadian regulation of gene expression; entrainment of circadian clock by photoperiod; negative regulation of DNA-templated transcription. NCBI's taxonomy places the organism in Eukaryota, Metazoa, Chordata, Amphibia, Anura, Dicroglossidae. Gene Ontology annotation, molecular function: FAD binding; DNA binding.
CAAGAAAAAGGAAAACAAAAAAACCCCAGAACAAUGGGGGUGAAUGCUGUCCACUGGUUCAGGAAGGGACUGAGGCUCCACGACAACCCAGCUUUGAGGGAAUGUAUCCAAGGAUCUGACAGCGUCCGCUGUGUCUAUAUUCUGGAUCCCUGGUUUGCUGGAUCUUCCAAUGUGGGAAUCAACAGGUGGAGAUUCCUGCUUCAGUGUCUGGAAGACCUGGAUGCUAAUCUGCGGAAAUUAAACUCUCGCUUGUUUGUGAUCCGCGGACAACCUGCUGAUGUCUUUCCGCGGCUCUUCAAAGAAUGGAAAAUCAGCAAGCUGUCUAUUGAGUACGACUCUGAACCAUUUGGAAAAGAGCGAGAUGCUGCAAUCAAGAAACUGGCAACUGAAGCUGGUGUGGAGGUCAUUUUAAGCAUUUCACACACUCUCUAUGAUCUGGACAAGAUUAUUGAGUUGAAUGGAGGGCAACCACCUUUGACUUACAAGAGGUUCCAAACACUUAUCAGCAAAAUGGAACCACUGGAGAUGCCAGCUGAGACCAUUACAGCCGAGGUUAUGGAUAAGUGCACCACACCAGUGUCCGAUGAUCAUGAUGAGAAGUAUGGUGUCCCUUCCCUGGAAGAAUUAGGGUUUGAUGUAGAAGGAUUGCCAUCUGCCGUGUGGCCCGGAGGAGAGUCUGAAGCACUGACGCGCUUAGAAAGACACCUUGAGAGAAAGGCUUGGGUGGCAAAUUUCGAAAGACCUCGGAUGAAUGCCAACUCCCUUCUUGCAAGCACUACAGGACUUAGCCCUUAUCUGCGGUUUGGAUGCCUCUCUUGUCGCCUGUUUUACUUCAAACUAACAGAUCUUUACAAAAAGGUACCUUGAUACAUUUUUAAUCCACCUUGAUAAGCCUUGAACUGGUAAUUCUUCUACACUGCAGCCACAAGCAACCCGCGCUUUGAUAAGAUGGAAGGAAACCCCAUUUGUGUCCAGAUUCCAUGGGACCGGAACCCUGAGGCCCUGGCCAAGUGGGCUGAAGGCAGGACAGGUUUCCCAUGGAUCGAUGCCAUCAUGACUCAGCUCCGGCAAGAAGGCUGGAUCCAUCACCUUGCACGGCAUGCUGUCGCUUGCUUUCUCACCAGAGGUGACCUGUGGAUAAGCUGGGAAGAAGGAAUGAAGGUCUUCGAGGAGCUUUUAUUGGAUGCUGAUUGGAGUGUCAAUGCUGGAAGCUGGAUGUGGUUGUCCUGCAGCUCCUUCUUUCAGCAGUUUUUCCAUUGUUACUGUCCAGUUGGGUUUGGAAGAAGAACUGACCCUAAUGGGGAUUAUAUCCGCCGUUACUUGCCGAUUUUGAAAGGAUUUCCUCCAAAGUAUAUCUACGAUCCUUGGAAUGCUCCUGAGGCAGUGCAGAAAGCUGCUAAAUGUAUAAUUGGGGUAAAUUAUCCCAAACCAAUGGUGAACCAUGCUGAGGCCAGUCGUCUGAAUAUUGAACGGAUGAAACAGAUCUACCAGCAGCUCUCCAGAUACCGAGGACUUGGACUCCUUGCAUCAGUGCCUUCAAAUCCAAAUGGAAAUGGGAAUGGCGGACUUAUGAGCUACUCUCCAGGAGACAAUAUGCCAGGGUGCAGCAACAAUGGAGGGUCUCUAAUGGGAACCAGUGAUGGAGCCUCCACCAGCAAUCCAAAUAACAACAACCAGGGAGAGUCUCAUACUGGGAUAGGAGGGAUACAAGGUUACUGGCAGGGGAGCAGUAUCUUGCAUUACAGCCAUGGAGACAGCCAGCAGUCUUACUUAAUACAAGGGAGGAAUGCUAUGAACUCUGUGAUGUCUUUUGGCAAACGUCCCAGUCCUGAAGAGACUCAAAGCAUUGGGCCUAAGGUGCAGAGACAAAGCAGCCAUUAACCUGAUGAUGGGAUUCAUGAAGCAACCUGCAAAUGAUAACUUUCUCAGUAUUGGACUUUACUAUGUAAAUACUUUAAAAAAAG